This is a messenger RNA of Epinephelus moara (kelp grouper), 2941 nucleotides long. RefSeq names its product procollagen-lysine, 2-oxoglutarate 5-dioxygenase 1a (gene plod1a). Gene Ontology annotation, molecular function: iron ion binding; procollagen-lysine 5-dioxygenase activity; L-ascorbic acid binding. The coding region runs from base 144 to 2342 and encodes 732 amino acids. Gene Ontology annotation, cellular component: endoplasmic reticulum. The transcript has 19 exons. Gene Ontology annotation, biological process: peptidyl-lysine hydroxylation. The record is from RefSeq and is a predicted model, not a curated record. Lineage: Eukaryota; Metazoa; Chordata; Actinopteri; Perciformes; Serranidae.
GGGGCAUACAGAGACAGUCAGGGGGCAGGCGGUGCUUCGAGAGUUAACACCGCCGUGAUAAGUUGGCUUUCUUGCUGGGAAUCGGCUGGAAAAGUGUCCAGUUGUGUUUACACCGAGCGAAUUUUAACUUUAACUUGGUAAAAAUGAGAAUUUCGCCCCUGCUGUCGUUUUCUGGGAUCUUUGUCUGUGCACUUUUCCCUCUGGUUAUCUGUAAGGAGCAACGAAUCCCCGACGGGAAGCUCCUAGUUGUGACAGUUGCAACCAAAGAGACUGAUGGCUUCAAGCGUUUUUUGAGGUCGGCUAAAAAUUUUAACUACACUGUCAAGGUUCUUGGUCAGGGUCAGAAAUGGAAUGGAGGCGACUAUAUGUCGGCUCCAGGAGGAGGCCAGAAAGUACAACUCCUUAAAGUAGCUCUGGAGAAGAUGAAGACUGAGGACAAAAUCAUCCUUUUCAUUGACAGCUACGAUGUGGUUUUCGCUUCGGGCCCCAAAGAGCUGCUCAAGAAGUUCCAGCAGGCCAGACACAAGGUGGUGUUCUCCUCUGAGAGCCUCAUCUGGCCGGACAGACACCUUGAGGACAAACACCCCCAUGUCAUCGAGGGCAAUAGGUUCCUAGGCUCAGGAGGUUUCAUUGGCUACCUCCCCAACAUUAAAGAAAUGAUUGCUGACUGGACAGGAAAAGACAGUGACAGUGACCAGCUGUUCUUCACUAAGAUGUACAUUGAUGCAGUGAAAAGGAAAUCCAUAAAUAUCACACUGGACAGCAAAUGCAGAUUGUUCCAGAACCUUCAUGGAGCCCUCGACGAAGUGGUGCUGAAGUUUGAGGAUGGACGGGUACGAGCCAGGAAUGUUCUGCAUGACACCCUACCUGUCAUCAUCCAUGGGAACGGACCAACGAAGCUCCAGAUCAACUACCUGGGUAACUACAUCCCCAACACAUGGACAUUUGAGACAGGAUGCACAGUGUGUCAUGAGGACCUCCACCCACUGACAGCUCUGAAGGAGAGUGAGUACCCUCUGGUGGUUAUUGGCAUCUUCAUUCAGCAGCCCACCCCUUUUGUGACAGUGUUCUUUGAGCGCCUACUGAAGCUCCAGUAUCCAAAGAACAGACUUAAACUCUUCAUCUACAACAAGGAAGCUCAUCAUGAGCAACAGGUCAGCUCUUUCCUGAAGGAUCAUGGAAGCCUUUAUCAGGAGGUGAAGUUCAUCAGGCCUGAAGAGGAGAUGGAUGAAGCUGCCUCCCGCAACCUGGGCUUUGAUAUGUGCCGGAAGGACCAGGACUGUGACUAUUUCUUCAUGUUGGACAUUGAAGUGGUCUUAAAGAAUGAGAACACACUUAAAAUUCUCAUUGAACAAAACCUUCCUAUUGUGGCACCGAUGAUAACUCGAGCUGGUCGACUGUGGAGCAACUUCUGGGGAGCCUUGAGUGCAGAGGGCUACUAUGCCCGAUCUGAGGACUACGUGGACAUUGUUCAAGGACGCAGAGUGGGUGUGUGGAAUGUCCCAUAUGUGUCCAGUGUGUUCCUGGUGAAGGCCAGCCUCCUUCGAUCAGAACUCAAAGACUACGAGCUGUUUAGCUCACACCUCUUAGACCCUGACAUGGCUUACUGCCACAACAUUCGCAGCAAGGGAAUCUUCAUGUAUGUUACCAACAUGCACACUUUCGGGCGCAUCCUGUCAGCAGAAAACUAUGAGAUGAGCCAUCUUCAUAACGAUCUGUGGCAGAUCUUUGAAAACCCAAUGGACUGGCAGGAGCGCUUCAUUCAUGAGAACUACACCCACAUCAUGAAAGACAAGCUGAUUGAAACCCCUUGUCCUGAUGUGUACUGGUUCCCAAUUUUCACUGAUGUUGCUUGUAACCACCUGGUUGAAGAAAUGGAACAUCAUGGGGAGUGGUCAGGAGGACGCAACGUGGACACCAGAAUCCAAGGUGGCUAUGAAAACGUCCCCACAAUCGAUAUCCACAUGAAUCAAAUCAAUUUUGAAAAGGAAUGGCACAAAUUCUUACUGGAAUACAUUGCACCAGUAACAGAGAAAAUGUAUCCCGGUUACUACACCAAGGCUCAGUUUGACUUGGCCUUUGUAGUUAGGUAUAAACCAGAUGAGCAGCCGUCUUUGAGACCACACCAUGAUGCCUCCACAUUCACUAUAAACAUUGCACUCAACCAAGUGGGCCUUGAUUACCAGGGUGGUGGAUGCAGGUUUCUCCGCUACGACUGCUCCAUUCAGGCUCCUCGCAAAGGCUGGGCCCUCAUGCACCCAGGCCGCCUCACCCACUACCAUGAAGGCCUGCCGACCACCUCCGGUGUUCGGUACAUCGCAGUCUCCUUUGUGGAUCCCUGAAAUUCCAAAGAUGGCACACAUCACCACCUUGUCAAGACCAAACAGGACACACACUGGCCGCAUCCUUCAGCAUCACAACUGCUCUUUAGCUUCUGAUGUUAGUUUUAAUGUCCAGAAUGAUAUUGUUUCUGCCUUGCUUAAAUAAGUAUACACAAUUUAUAACUCUGAUCACCCGAUUAUCAGGAGAAUAUCAGUGCUGUUUGAUGAACCAUAAAACACAGAUGCAUAACAGAACAAGAACAUAUAAUGAACAUGUUAUCACCAGGUUAGAGAACUGGUGCAAAAGUAACACUUCAUUCACGUCUCCACAGAUGAGAUCUUUUCACACAAUGUUUAUGACCAACACAUGUCAUCUGUCAAACACAGUUUUCUUUUCAGAAUUUGAUAGCAUUAUAGCUAUAACUCAAACAAAAGCAGACCUUAGCAAAGUUUUACUAAUGUAGUCAAGGCCCCAGGGCCCAGGACCUCCAGUGCUUUGAAAGGCUGAAGUUAACUUGUUGGUUCAUCGUAUUGUGACUGAUUUUUAUGAAUGUGCAUCACUUCAUCACAGCAUCAACUGAAAUGAUAAGGCAGUGGUUAUUACAUCCUGUGUAUCAUAA